Molecule: messenger RNA, 1013 nt
Organism: Humulus lupulus (European hop)
Lineage: Eukaryota; Viridiplantae; Streptophyta; Magnoliopsida; Rosales; Cannabaceae
Exons: 6
Coding region: 255-683 (142 amino acids)
Source: RefSeq, a predicted model, not a curated record
GGUUUCUUUAAUUCAUAUUUGACAAGAAAUAAAGAAAGAGUCAAUUUUUUGGAGCUUUCGAUUGUUUAUUGCCGAAGCUGAGCCUUUGCUUACCAUGUAAAACACCCCUCCGAUUACAAAGACUCCACUUUUCGUUUCUGAUCUGUAUAGACAACUACUGAAAUUCCCCAGACUUCUGCAAACCACAGGGGUUGAGGGGAGUAAAACAGAAGUGAGGACCUUGAACCUGCUUGUUACAUCUCCUCCAAAAACAGAUGGAUCAAAAUUCAAAUGUUAAGGAGGCGGAGGGAUUGAGGAAUGGGGUUGAGAUGGUGAGAUCAGGCUCUGAUAAGCAUCUGGACGGCUUAAGACCCUCAUCUCGAUAUUAUUCAAUGUUUAAAGGGCAAGCAGUAGCAGAUGCUGCAGACCGGGACAAGGGCAAAUAUACUCUGAUCAGAGACAUAGAGGACUUACAGAGCGGGCUAUAUGAUAAACCCCUCCCUUGCUUUGGCUGUGGAGUUGGAUGGUUUUCUUUUCUUUUUGGCUUUGUGUUCCCGCUCAUGUGGUUCUACGGCACAUUCCUGUAUUUUGGCAAUCACUACCGGAAGGAUCCUCGGGAGCGAGCUGGACUAGCAGCCUCUGCCAUUGCUGCACUAGCUUGCUCUAUUGUGCUGUUGAUUAUUGUGCUCAUGCAGCUAUUCUAGAUAUUUUAUCAAUCCAAUCCUAUUUUGCUCCCAAUGCCUUUGCAAACAUCCAGAAAGCAAAGUCACAUUGGAGGAGACAAUGUAGACAACUAGACAUAUCAUGCCAGGAGAAGAAGGAAAUAGAUAAUGGAGAAAAUUGUAAAGCCAUGAUAGUUCCCAAAAAUUGAGAUGUGUCACAUGUGUAUACAACAGCUUCGAUGAUGAGUACUCGUAUUUGUUUUACUCUCUUUUCUUUUACUUUAUAUGAUUGUUAUAUACAUACAGAGAAAAUAUCAGUUAACGUUUACCACUUUUAUGUGUAAUUCUAAUAAGAUUACCGUAAGUUUUCUA